AUGCCGACAUUCUUCAACCUACCCAGCGAACUGCGCAACGCCAUCUACGAAGACCUCGUCAUUAGCGCCGCUAUCAUAAAAUGCACAAGCUUCGACCCCGUCCCGCCCCCAGCCGUCACCCGUGUCUGUCGACAGAUGCGGCAGGAAGCCAUAUCGAUGUACUACUCUGAGAACAGCUUCCGGCUCCGCCAAGCAGUCUACACAUGCGAAGCCGCACGCCGAAUCUCCGUUCUCGACAUGUACCUGUGCACGUACGAGCGCCCCAGCUCUCGCAACAGUCCGAUAGGGGUCCUGGGCCAUUGGAUCCAGAGCAUCGGGCUCGCGCAGUUCAAGUUUGUGCAAGUGGUACUGAUCCCGAUUAAAGACGCGUAUUCGGAAUAUGACGAUCCGCAUCAGUCCAAUCACGGCGCCUUGGUGUACAUUGCCUUCGGCAAAGGCGACAGGAAGUUUUCCGAGGCGGCGAUUCGUGUGGAUGUGGGGGAUGGCAUGAAGCGGUUCCGCCGGAUCGAAGAGGAGAACGAGGGCGGACGAGGACGGUUUGGGAAGGAGUACGAGUCGCAUUUCCGGACGAAGCCGUGGCUCAGGGGAUGCGCGCCGUUUAACCAUUUCUUGUUCCGGUAUCUGAGCUCGCUGGAGCCGGAGAUUAAUGGCCGGCAAGAGGUGCCUUUAAGCGCCGAGGGGAAUGGUGACAAGGACGGAAAUGAACUACAGGAGGAUUCGGGCGCUCAUCCAGAGGAAAUAUGCCCGCCCACACGCUUCUACCCAACUGCAGACCUCUUCUCCGUGCUCACCAUCCUCGACGACGCAAUGCAAUACCACUGCUGCUGCUGCAUGCGCGAACCGGCGACCGCGCGACCCACGCGGCCAACUGCAAAAUCCAAGCUAAGCUACGACGACGACGAAUUCAUGGGGUACACAGAGGACAGUUGGCCUUGGUACUGCGACGACGUAAACUGGGAGGUCCUUGAAGCCAAGCAGGGCAAGAAGAAGGAGGAAGAGGAGAACGAGGAUGAGAAUGAGAAUGAGAAUGAGCAAUGGGAUGAGGACGAAGAGGCGGAUCCGCGUGCCCGACGUCUAUACACCCACCAGCCGCGACUGCUGGAAGCGAUGAUGUGGGAGGGAUAUGAUUACGAGGAACGUUUUGAUGAGGCGAAGAUGGUGGAGAGCAAGAGCCGCUUUAAGUUUUACGAGUUAUGGAAGGAGAGGAGGGAGCGGGCUGGGUAUUGGGUCCCUACGCUUCGGCAGCUUGGGGGGAGGUAUGACUAG
Messenger RNA from Trematosphaeria pertusa, 1266 nucleotides. RefSeq lists its product as uncharacterized. The record is from RefSeq and is a predicted model, not a curated record. The transcript has a single exon. The coding region runs from base 1 to 1266 and encodes 421 amino acids. Lineage: Eukaryota; Fungi; Ascomycota; Dothideomycetes; Pleosporales; Trematosphaeriaceae.